AUGACUAUCAACAAGUCCCAAGGCCAGACCCUUGACAAAGUUGGUCUGUACCUUCCCAACCAUGUCUUUGGGCAUGGGCAGUUGUAUGUCGCUCUCUCCAGGGUCCAAACUCCAGACUCAGUAAAAAUCAUGGUUGAUAUAGACAGUAUUUCUACUGAAACAACUAGCAAU
Messenger RNA from Phycomyces blakesleeanus NRRL 1555(-), 171 nucleotides. RefSeq lists its product as hypothetical. The transcript has a single exon. The record is from RefSeq and is a predicted model, not a curated record. The annotation marks the transcript as partial. NCBI's taxonomy places the organism in Eukaryota, Fungi, Mucoromycota, Mucoromycetes, Mucorales, Phycomycetaceae. Gene Ontology annotation, molecular function: helicase activity; ATP binding.